GAAGCCACAGGUAGGGGGACCACAGGAUCCCGCCGCACGCCGGAGGACGGGCGUGGGGUGCCCAGGCCGAGGCAACUUUUUAAAGUCUGUAAUCGCUCUGAGGAGUGACUCCCUAUGUUGAACAAGUUUCUGGGCAUGUCUACGUUUGUUUCUAAACCAAGAAACAAGACAGCCCUAACUUGCCCGACCUCAGGAACGGGACUGGGACCUCUCUGCAGACCUUGCAUUCGUCCCUGGAAUAGUGGGGUGUGUGGUGAGGAACACUACUUGAGGCACUCAGCCGAUGCUGCUCCUAGCCAGUCCUGUGCCAGGCACUGUGUAUUAAGUUAUGAGAAUAUAUGAUCAUGAGCAAAAUAAAAUAAAAACAGUGCUGCUUUCAAGGAGCCGGCCUGAUAACAAGUUGAAAGCUGCAGAAAAGAUAGGACUGCAAGAACCGUUGCACUAGUUUCUCCACUGGGGCCAGACUGCACAUCUAAUAAGGCUAUCAGGGCCACCUUCAUGCUGCCCAGGCUCUGACCCUGUGUCUUCUUGGAUACCUUCCCCGUGUUUCUUGGCAAAUUUGAGUUAUUGUGUUGAGACCCUGUCAUUACUGCUUUGGAACUGAUCGGUUCUUUACAGGUCAACAGGUGGGGGAGACCGUGGGUGCAGCCCAGUGCAUAAACACUUGUAUGUUGAGUAUGAUAUGUCUACAGGACAUUUUACUGGACACUAGGGGACAAGUGAGACUGUGCACAUCCGUUGAGUUGGUAAAGUGAGCCUGUUAGUGCCGGGCACUGUCUGCUGCCUCAGACACGUGACUGUCUUCCGCAAGCCUUACUCAGAACAAACUCAAAAUCAAACUCAGGUUUGAUCUGGGCAGAGGAGGUCCUGGCCUGUCCGUCACACCAGAUAAGAGAUGGUGGUUAGCCAGGCAACUUCUCUUGUAUCGCCCCAUUCCAAUUCUAGAACUGAUGAGAGCACUGUGGACCCUCUAGAAGACAGAGGCCCAUCAACAGGGAAUCAGGCAUUAUACCUUACUCAGGAGUGUCAAUUAUUAGACCUCUGUAAAACACAGGCUUGGAAGGGAAGCACACAUUGGCAGAGCUGGGUAGUGUUUGAGCCUAGAUUUCUCUUUGAAUGGGUACCUCCCUUGUAGAAGUACAAAACAGAUUAUGUGUUCCCUGGGGCAACUUAAGAGCUGCCUACCACUCUUCUUAAACCUAUGAGCCCAGAUAGGCAACUGAAUAAAAUGUAGGCAGCUUCAUGCUGACACAGGCAGGUGGCUCAGGAGUGACAGCACGGUGCCUGAAUGGGGAGGGGUGGAGAGUGUGACACUCCUAGGUCCCUAACCCAGCUCUCUGUUGGCAGGAGUGAGAUGACCUCCAUCUUGCGCAGCCCCCAGGCUCUCCAGCUCACUCUGGCCCUGAUUAAGCCAGAUGCAGUGGCUCACCCACUGAUUCUGGAGGCUGUUCAUCAGCAGAUCCUGAACAACAAGUUCAUUAUCGUGCGGAGGAGAGAACUUCAAUUGAGAAAGGAAGACUGCCAGAGGUUUUACCAGGAGCAUGAAGGGCGUUUUUUCUAUCAGCGGCUGGUGGAGUUCAUGGCCAGCGGGCCAAUCAGAGCCUACAUUCUCGCCCACAAGGAUGCCAUCCAGCUCUGGAGGACACUGAUGGGGCCCACCAGAGUAUUUCAAGCACGCUACACAGCCCCAGAUUCCAUUCGUGGGAGUUUUGGCCUCACUGACACCCGCAACACCACCCAUGGGUCAGACUCUGUGGCCUCAGCCAGCAGAGAGAUUGCUGCCUUCUUCCCUGACUUCAGUGAGCAGCGCUGGUACGAGGAGGAGGAGCCCCGGUUGCGCUGUGGCCCCGUGUGCUAUAGUCCAGAGGGAGGUAUCCAUUGUGCAGCUGGGACGGGAGGCCCAGGCCCAGCCUGAUGGACACGUCAGUCCAGGAAGCCCCUGACUGGGACCAAGAUGCCCUCUCUGCUGGGCACCACCACCUGCCAGAGAGCCUGGCUCAUCACUACAAACGCUCCAGCACCUUGCUGUCUGUCUACCUCCUCUCUGGAAUGUUCAUGAAUGGCUCAAGAGAACAGACUCCUUUUUGCUGACAUGUUCUUCCUUUAAGGAGGAGCAGGCCUAACUGCAUACCUAAAAAAUGUCGUGACUGGGGACCAGUGCAGUGGCCUAGCAGAUAAAGUUCUUGCCUCAAACGUGCCAGAAUCCCAUAUGGGCACCAGUU
Messenger RNA from Ochotona curzoniae (black-lipped pika), 2222 nucleotides. It is a transcript of the gene NME6, whose product is annotated as NME/NM23 nucleoside diphosphate kinase 6. Gene Ontology annotation, molecular function: nucleoside diphosphate kinase activity. The transcript has 5 exons. Bases 1289 to 1915 code for a protein of 208 amino acids. Lineage: Eukaryota; Metazoa; Chordata; Mammalia; Lagomorpha; Ochotonidae. Gene Ontology annotation, biological process: GTP biosynthetic process; CTP biosynthetic process; UTP biosynthetic process. The record is from RefSeq and is a predicted model, not a curated record.